AUGAACGUCGAUCGUUUCUGGUAUGCCAAUCAAACAGCAAUGGUUCCAGCUGUAUGGCAUUAUGCAUCCGGUAUUGUUUCACUUCUAUGUUUAAUAAUUGGUAUCGUAUGUAAUGGUUUAGUUAUAUUAGUAUUUAUUAAAAAUGAGGUUUUACAAAGGCCAAGAAAUUAUUUUCUUAUUAAUCUUGCUAUUACUGAUCUUGGGUUAUUAUUAACAAACAAUUCUCAACAUGUUAUAUCAUCAUUUAAAAAACAAUGGGUAUUCGGACAAAAAGGUUGCAAUUUUUAUUCUGUUUGUGGUGGUAUCUUUGGUUUAACAUCAAUUGCGACAAUGGCACUUAUUUCAUUAAAUCGUUUAUCAGCUGUUAAUGAUCCAUUUAGUUCACUUAAACUCAGUGCUCGUUCGACACUACGUUAUCUUGUAUGUGCAUGGAUAUAUGGUUCAAUUUGGAUCUUACCACCAUUAUUUGGUUGGAAUCGUUUUAUAUUAGAAGGUUUCGGUACAUCAUGUACCUUUGAUUAUGUAUCAAAAGAUUUAUAUGAUCGUUUAUUUAUUUUAAUAUUAGUAACCGGUGGCUUUUUAAUUCCGCUAUCAAUAAUAGUACUUUCAUAUUCUUCUAUUCUCAUGAAAUUAUCUCAACGUAGUUGUGCUUUAAUCUUACAAACUGAGAAUGGAAAAAAAGAUCCUACUAUAUAUAAUUUUAAUGAUUUAAAUCCAACAAAUGAAAUUGAGCAUUGCCGUGUAACACCAUUAGUUUUUGAUUCGAAUGAUGAAAAUCAUAUUAUUCAACAAAUGCGUCGUACAGAACAUCGUGCUACACGUACAGUAUUACUUAUAUGUACUGUAUUCUGUUUAGCAUGGGGACCUUAUGCUCUUAUGGCAUUAAUUUCUUUAUUUGGUUUUAAUCAUUUAAUAAAUGCUUAUACCACAUCACUACUCGGUAUGCUAACAAAAGUUGCUGCUUGUAUUAAUCCAAUAAUAUACGCAAUAUCAUUAAAUGGAUUUCGUGAACAAAUAGCUUCACAUAUUAAAUGUAUCCAUCCAAAUAUUCAAGAACAACGGCAAGCUUCAAAAGUAUCUAGUACUUAUCUUAUUCAUAAAAAUCUUUCAAAUUUACCCAAUAGCGGUUCACGUCAACAAACACAAUCGGCUAUAAUGGUUCGUGACAGUAUAUAA
Molecule: messenger RNA, 1176 nt
Organism: Adineta steineri
Lineage: Eukaryota; Metazoa; Rotifera; Eurotatoria; Adinetida; Adinetidae
Source: the annotation of a GenBank genome assembly